GAGGGCGUGGCCUGUGAUUGACAGCCGUCGCUCCUUCCCUUGCCCCUCUCCUCCACUGGAAGCCCCCGCCUGGGCGCCUGCGCCCCCCUCCGCGGCCCAGAGCCCGUCGCCCGUUGGAGGCCAUUGGCUGGCCUUUGCGCACCGCGGAUCGAUUUUCCAGGUGCGGAGUUCACUGUCGCCGCGGUUGCUUCCUUUGGGACCCGCGGCGCCCGGCAGUCAGUCGCAGAGUCCGAGGAAGGGGCAGCGCAGAGCGGACCCGACGUGGCGCCACCCGGCACCUUCCCCGCAGACGGUGGGUGAGCCCUGGGAGCUGCGUCUGCGGCCCGACUCUGCGCCGCUCACCUGCCCUCCCGCUCCCGCACACUCCUGAGAUCCCAGUACAGUGUCGGACCGCACCAGCGCGAGGUGACUGAGACCGCGGAGGAGGACGGGCCUCCGCCCUGCGGCGCCGGCACGGCAGAGGACACUUAGGCACCGGCGGGGCCGGCAGUUCCAGGGUUGGCACUCCCAGCCCCCUGGGGAGUGGGCGAGGGUCCGAGGCCCACUCUCCCCUCGCGCUCUCAUCCGCACGCCCCCAGGUCGGGAGGACGGCGGCGCGCAACUUUGAAUCAUCCGUGUGGCGAGGGCUGCAGCUUCCCCGGUCCCUAAUUAAGGGGCGAUUCCCGGACCCCUCUUGGCAUAGAGCCGAGCCGCGCCGAUGCCCUCGCGCUCCGCGCCUCCCCUCCCCGGAUUUUAACACCGCACUCUCCUCCGCCGACCAGGUGACCUUUGGCUCUGAGCCGGAUCAGAGAAGAAUUCGGCGUCCGCGCGGGACGAUGCCUGAGCGGGAGAGACAGAUCACUGCCAGAGAGGGGGCCAGUCGGAAAAUCUUAUCUAAGCUUUCUUUGCCCACCCGUGCCUGGGAACCAGCAAUGAAGAAGAGUUUUGCUUUUGACAAUGUUGGCUACGAAGGUGGUCUGGAUGGCCUGGGCCCUUCUUCUCAGGUGGACACCAGCACAAUCAGGAUCUUGGGCAUGACUUGCCAGUCAUGUGUGAAGUCCAUUGAGGACAGAAUUUCCAAUUUGAAAGGCAUCGUGAGCAUGAAGGUUUCCCUGGAACAAGGCAGUGCCACCGUGAAAUAUGUGCCAUCAGUUGUGAGCCUGCAACAGGUUUGCCAUCAAAUUGGGGACAUGGGCUUCGAGGCCAGCAUUGCAGAAGGAAAGGCAGCCUCCUGGCCCUCAAGGUCCUUGCCUGCCCAGGAGGCUGUGGUCAAGCUCCGGGUGGAGGGCAUGACCUGCCAGUCCUGUGUUGGCUCCAUUGAAGGCAAGGUCCGGAAACUGCAAGGAGUAGUGAAAGUCAAAGUCUCACUCAGCAACCAAGAGGCUGUCAUCACUUAUCAGCCUUAUCUCAUUCAGCCUGAAGACCUCAGGGACCAUGUAAAUGACAUGGGAUUUGAAACUGCCAUCAAGAACAAAGUGGCUCCCUUAAGCCUGGGACCAAUUGAUAUUGAGCGGUUAGAAAGCACUAACCCAAAGAGACCUUUAUCUUCUGCUAACCAGAAUUUUAAUAAUUCUGAGACCUUGGGACACCAAGGAAGGAAUGUGGUCACCCUCCAACUGAGAAUAGAUGGAAUGCACUGUAAGUCUUGCGUCUUGAAUAUUGAAGAAAAUAUCGGCCAACUCCUAGGGGUUCAAAGUAUUCGAGUGUCCUUGGAGAACAAAACUGCCCAAGUACAGUAUGACCCUUCUCGUACCAGCCCAGUGGCUCUGCAGACGGCUAUCGAGGCACUUCCACCUGGGAACUUUAAAGUUUCUCUUCCUGAUGGAGCCGAAGGGAGUGGGACAGAUCACAGGUCUUCCAGUUCUCAUUCCCCUGGCUCCUCCCCAAGAAACCAGGGGCAGAGCACAUGCAGUACCACUCUGAUUGCCAUUGCCGGCAUGACCUGUGCAUCCUGUGUCCAUACCAUUGAAGGCAUGAUCUCCCAACUGGAAGGGGUGCAGCAAAUAUCGGUGUCUUUGGCCGAAGGGAUUGGAACAGUUCUUUAUAAUCCCUCUGUAAUUAGCCCAGAAGAACUCAGAGCUGCUAUAGAAGACAUGGGAUUUGAGGCUUCAGUCGUUUCUGAAAACUGUUCUACUAGCCCUCUUGGAAACCACAGUGCUGGGAAUUCCAUGGUGCAAACUACAGGUGGUACACCUACAUCUGUGCAGGAAGUGGCUCUCCACGCUGGGAGUCUCCCUACAAACCAUCUCCCAGACAUCUGGGCAAAGUCCCCAGAAUCAACCAGAGCAGUGGCACCUCAGAAGUGCUUCUUACAGAUCAAAGGCAUGACCUGUGCGUCCUGUGUGUCCAACAUAGAAAGGAAUCUGCAGAAGGAAGCUGGUGUUCUCUCCGUGUUGGUUGCCUUGAUGGCAGGAAAGGCAGAGGUCAAAUAUGACCCGGAGGUCAUUCAGCCGCUUGAGAUAGCUCAGUUAAUCCAGGAACUGGGCUUUGAGGCAGCAGUCAUGGAGGACUCCGCAGGCUCCGAUGGCAACAUUGAGCUGACAAUCACAGGGAUGACCUGCGCGUCCUGUGUCCACAACAUAGAGUCCAAACUCACGAGGACGAAUGGCAUCACUUAUGCCUCCGUUGCCCUUGCCACCAGCAAAGCCCUUGUUAAGUUUGACCCGGAAAUUAUCGGUCCACGGGAUAUUAUCAAAAUUAUUGAGGAAAUUGGCUUUCAUGCUUCCCUGGCCCAGAGAAUCCCCAACGCUCAUCACUUGGACCACAAGAUGGAAAUAAAGCAGUGGAAGAAGUCUUUCCUGUGCAGCCUGGUGUUUGGCAUCCCUGUCAUGGCCUUAAUGAUCUAUAUGCUGAUACCCAACAACCAGCCCCACCAGUCUAUGGUCCUGGACCACAACCUCAUUCCAGGACUGUCCAUUCUAAAUCUCAUCUUCUUUAUCUUGUGCACCUUUGUCCAGGUCCUCGGCGGGUGGUACUUCUACGUUCAGGCCUACAAAUCUCUGAGACACAGGUCAGCCAACAUGGACGUGCUCAUUGUCCUGGCCACGAGCAUUGCUUACGUCUAUUCUCUGGUCAUCCUGGUGGUUGCUGUGGCCGAGAAGGCAGAGAGGAGCCCUGUGACAUUCUUCGACACGCCCCCCAUGCUCUUCGUGUUCAUUGCCCUGGGGCGGUGGCUGGAACACUUGGCAAAGAGCAAAACCUCAGAAGCCCUGGCCAAACUCAUGUCUCUCCAAGCCACAGAAGCCACCGUUGUGACCCUUGGUGAGGACAAUUUAAUCAUCAGGGAGGAGCAAGUCCCCAUGGAGCUGGUGCAGCGGGGCGAUAUCGUCAAGGUGGUCCCUGGGGGAAAGUUCCCAGUGGACGGGAAAGUCCUGGAAGGCAAUACCAUGGCUGAUGAGUCCCUCAUCACAGGAGAAGCCAUGCCAGUCACUAAGAAACCCGGAAGCACUGUAAUUGCGGGGUCUAUAAAUGCACAUGGCUCUGUGCUCAUUAAAGCCACCCAUGUGGGCAAUGACACCACUUUGGCUCAGAUUGUGAAACUGGUGGAAGAGGCUCAGAUGUCAAAGGCCCCCAUUCAGCAACUGGCUGACCGGUUUAGUGGAUAUUUUGUCCCACUUAUCAUCAUCAUGUCAACUUUGACGUUGGUGGUAUGGAUUGUAAUCGGUUUUAUCGAUUUUGGUGUUGUUCAGAAGUACUUUCCUAACCCCAACAAGCACAUCUCCCAGACAGAGGUGAUCAUCCGGUUUGCAUUCCAGACGUCCAUCACGGUGCUGUGCAUUGCCUGCCCCUGCUCCCUGGGGCUGGCCACACCCACGGCCGUCAUGGUGGGCACCGGGGUGGCUGCACAGAAUGGCAUCCUCAUCAAGGGAGGCAAGCCCCUGGAGAUGGCACACAAGGAACUUGGAACAGAGACCUUGGGAUACUGCACGGACUUCCAGGCGGUGCCAGGCUGUGGAAUUGGGUGCAAAGUCAGCAACGUGGAAGGCAUCCUGGCCCACAGUGAGCGCCCUUUGAGUGCACCUGCCAGUCACCUGAAUGAGGCUGGCAACCUUCCCGCAGAAAAAGAUGCAGCCCCCCAGACCUUCUCUGUACUGAUUGGAAACCGUGAAUGGCUGAGGCGCAACGGCUUAACCAUUUCCAGUGACGUCAGUGACGCUAUGACAGACCACGAGAUGAAAGGACAGACAGCCAUCCUGGUGGCUAUUGACGGUGUGCUCUGUGGGAUGAUUGCUAUCGCAGACGCUGUCAAGCAGGAGGCCGCCCUGGCUGUGCACACGCUGCAAAGCAUGGGUGUGGAUGUGGUUCUGAUCACCGGGGACAACCGGAAGACAGCCAGAGCCAUUGCCACUCAGGUUGGCAUCAACAAAGUCUUUGCAGAGGUGCUGCCUUCGCACAAGGUGGCCAAGGUCCAGGAGCUCCAGAAUGAAGGGAAGAGAGUCGCCAUGGUGGGGGAUGGGGUCAAUGACUCCCCAGCCUUGGCUCAGGCAGACAUGGGUGUCGCCAUUGGCACUGGCACGGAUGUGGCCAUCGAGGCAGCCGAUGUUGUCCUCAUCAGAAAUGAUUUGCUGGAUGUGGUGGCUAGCAUUCACCUUUCCAAGAGGAUUGUCCGGAGGAUACGCAUCAACCUGGUCCUGGCACUGAUUUAUAACCUGGUUGGGAUACCCAUCGCGGCAGGUGUCUUCAUGCCCAUCGGCAUUGUGCUGCAGCCCUGGAUGGGCUCAGCGGCCAUGGCCGCCUCCUCUGUGUCUGUGGUGCUGUCAUCCCUGCAGCUCAAGUGCUAUAAGAAGCCUGACCUGGAGAGGUAUGAGGCACAGGCGCAUGGCCACAUGAAGCCCCUGACAGCAUCGCAGGUCAGUGUGCACAUCGGCAUGGAUGACAGGCGGCGGGACUCCCCCAGGGCCACACCAUGGGACCAGGUCAGCUAUGUCAGCCAGGUGUCGCUGUCCUCCCUGACAUCCGACAAGCCAUCUCGGCACAGCACUGCAGCGGACGAUGGUGGGGACAAGUGGUCUCUGCUCCUGAAUGACAGGGAUGAGGACCAGUACAUCUGAUGGCACCAGGCAGGCGGGCCAGGGUAGGGACUUGCCUCCACUCGCCACAAGCUGAGCAGGACAACCAGCAGCAGGAUGGGCUGAGCUAGCCUCCAGCUUUGGGGACUUCCACUCCCUGGAUAUGUCCAGUCAUCCUGCCGUGCAGCACGUGGCCUUGUCUGAGUGCAACUGGCCUUGCCCUAGAGAGGAUGGCCUGGCCUGCCUCUUGGCGUCACUGAACCAUCAGCAUGGGCUUUGUCUUGGACUCUAGUCCUUGGCUGUACUGUAGAAGGUGAGAGGUGAGUCACCCUCCUCACAAACCUCUUCUUGGAGUAUUUAGGAUGACUGCUAUGAAAUGGAGAACAGUUUCAUCAGGACUAAAAAACCUCACUGGACCUUUCCAGAGAACUGCAGACCUCACUGUCAGGCUCUUUCUGAUGACGCCUGUCUGUGUGCAUCAUGUUUCUGAGACCACAGUUUACCUCAGGUGUGCCUGUUGCUUUCUUCCUGCACAGUCUGUUCCUUUCUCUCCUGUGUGCUUGUCCGUGGGGACCCCUUGGAACCCUGCCUGUCACCUAGGAGGGCGAGACCAGUGUCCUUGUGGUCCUUGCUGCUGCUCUCAGGCGCUUCUCCAGUGCUCUGGAGUGUGCAUUUCAGCUUGAACCUGCUUCCUGGCUCGCACAUCCCCAGCCAGGGAGCUUGCCACACCAUUCUUCAGGUCCAGGAGAGUUCUUUUUUUGUUUAAAGCCCCCUUCUCCAUGGAGUGGUGGCUUCUCAGUAGAGUGUUGUUGCUGACCAGCUGGAGUGAGGGUCUCAGAGCCUGACCUGAGAGUCCAGACUUGGCUCCUGUGGGGUCUAGGUUCUCGCAAUUCAGGACGUCCUUCCAUAUCCCUGCCCAGCCUGUGGUGCUCAAAACGUUUGUUCCAUGGGAGACGUGUGUGCAGGAGCCUCCCUGCAUGGCCCCAGGAGCUUCGUUUUCAGUCUUCUGUGUGACUGUCACCUUGUGGGGUUCAAUAGAGAAUUCAUGUCACUAGCACCUGGCCUUGUGUGGCUUGGAGAUUAGGUACUGCCCAAAUAGGAGGAAAGCACAGCCUCCUUGAGCCUGCCUUCUGCAUGCACGCACAGGGGCUUCAGGAAAGGAGUGGCCACAGUAUCCUGAAGGGAGCAUCUGUUUACCUGGCCGUGGCUCUCAGAGCAGCAGAAGGGGUCCAGUUUUAGACUCUGAAGUUGGUUGUGAUUGACAGAACCCCUUGGGAGCAAACUAGUAGAUGUUGGAUUAAAUUCUGGGUGAAACCCUUUUCUCCCACACGAAAUAGUUUUAGUGACUUUUUUCAGUGUCCAUUACUUGCCAGGGGCAGUUUUAGCAGCACUUUCAAUAGAUUACCUCUAAUCUUCCCAACCAACCAACAAGGUAGCUAUUACUGUCCACAUUUUACAGGCAAAGAAAGAGGCUCCAAGAGGCUGAGGACUUUGCCCAGGAUGACAUAGCCAGUGGACAAGCCGUGUCUGUCAGCUGUGAAGGCUUCACUCUAAUUGUCCUUCUACCUUGAAUAGAAGUUUUCCUGAUAAGAAUAAACAAGGAAAAGGUCCUUGCCUCCUGGAAGAACAAAUCUACCAGGUGAUCUAUUCAUUGUUUCAACUCAGAAUGCAAUUCAUUCAGGAGGUCAUCUGACCUUCACCUUGGAUGGUUAGUUUCACUUUUUACAUAUAGUUUUUGCGGGGUUUUAUUUUACAAAAUCCAAGUGCCCCAGUGAUUGUGUUUUCAUUGUUUUCAGCCCCCCAACUCCAGCCCGCAGCACAUUUCCGCUAUCCGUCAGUAACUGUGUCCUCUCUUUAUGCUUGCUUGGGGAAUGUUGUUUUCUGACUAGGCUGAUCAUUAUCUAAAGAAUAUAAUUCUGUUGAUUUUUAAAACUUUUAGGACCGUAAACGUUGUGUUCCUAUAUGGACAUGGAAAUAUUUAUAUAAUUUUAUAGAAAAUAACCUUUUAGAUGGUCAAAGUGUAAAGAAUUUUUUUGUCAGAUAACCAUUUCUACUUCAAAAACAUUUCAUGCAAUAUUAGAAUAAAGUUCUUGUCAUUCCUCUCAAAA
Chlorocebus sabaeus (green monkey) is the source of this 7096-nucleotide messenger RNA. It is a transcript of the gene ATP7B, whose product is annotated as ATPase copper transporting beta. The record is from RefSeq and is a predicted model, not a curated record. Lineage: Eukaryota; Metazoa; Chordata; Mammalia; Primates; Cercopithecidae. Gene Ontology annotation, molecular function: copper ion binding; ATP binding; P-type divalent copper transporter activity. Gene Ontology annotation, cellular component: membrane. Gene Ontology annotation, biological process: monoatomic cation transport; copper ion homeostasis.